Molecule: messenger RNA, 956 nt
Organism: Rana temporaria (common frog)
Lineage: Eukaryota; Metazoa; Chordata; Amphibia; Anura; Ranidae
Gene: XBP1
Product: X-box binding protein 1
Exons: 5
Coding region: 4-864 (286 amino acids)
Cellular component (GO): nucleus
Molecular function (GO): DNA-binding transcription factor activity, RNA polymerase II-specific; RNA polymerase II transcription regulatory region sequence-specific DNA binding
Source: RefSeq, a predicted model, not a curated record
GAUAUGAAUGGCCGCAGUGCUCAGUGUAGUAAAGUCUCCCCGUCUAGCCUGCUGUGCUCCUCCUCCCGUCCCCGCUCCUCCACCCUGAAACCCAUCCCGACCAUGGUGGUCAUGGGAACCCCCAAAGUCAUCUUCAUCCCCGGAGGACAGUCGGAGCAGGGGGAGUGCCAGCAGCUCACCUCCGUCAUGUUACCCAUACACAGCCCGGACAGUCCGGAAUCUUCGUGCAGCGACGUACCGCCGAGGAAGAGGCAGAGACUCACUCAUCUCAGCCCGGAGGAGAAGGCGCUCAGGAGGAAAUUAAAAAACAGAGUAGCCGCACAAACGGCACGAGACAGAAAAAAAGCCAGAAUGGGUGAACUUGAGCAACAAGUUUUGGAUCUAGAGUUGGAGAAUGAGAAACUCCUGAUUGAAAACAAGCUUUUAAGAGAAAAAUCCCACGGUUUGAUAACCGAAAACCAAGAACUACGUCAGAGAUUGGGCCUUGAUGCCCUUGACAUAAAAGAGGAAGAAGAGAUCGAGGUUCUUGUACAGUCCAGAGAAGAUGAAGUCAGUUCGGUGAUCGGGUCCGCUGAGUCCGCAGCACUCAGACUACGUGCCCCUCUGCAGCAGGAGCAGGCCCAGACGUCCACGAACUUGACAGCAUCUGCAUGGAUCCUGACAGCCCUGAUUCUUCAGACAGCGAGUCUGAUAUCUUGCUCGGCCUAUUGGAAGGUCUGGACCCAGAAAUCUUACUUGGCUACCAAGAAGCACUGUCCUGGAACCAGCAGCAAGAGGUUAGCAGUGAAUCAGAUUCCAUACCCACCGCCCCCUCUUCACCAGUGGGGACCCCAUCAAUCAAGCUGGAAGCCAUUAAUGAACUGAUUCGGUUUGACCACGUCUACACAAAGACCCUGUGCUCGGAGCAAGAUGCAGAGCUAGGGAUUGAGUCCAGCGUAGUCAUUAAAACAGAGGAA